AACAAACAGAUAUGUAGGUGGGCUGGGUCCUGUUCAAAGUGCUUUACAUAUAUUGCGUUUUUUGACUUAUUUUAUAAACUUUGAUAUGAAUCAAAUGGGGCGGGUUAGGGGUAUUUUGAAGCAUGACUUACCUCGUAGCCACUCUCCGCUUCCCCCAAUGGAGAGAGGAGAGAUGGAAUUGAACUUCUCCGGAGGGCAAGGCCGCCUACUACUUUUCCCAGCUGUCUAGCCAGGCUGGAUCUAGGGGUAGGGGGCUCCACCCUCGCCCAGAUCCAGUCGUGGGAGGGUGAGUGGCUUUUUCCGGGUCACUGGCGCACCCUCUUUACUCCCAGCCACCUGCUUGGGUUCCAUCCCGGUUCCAGGCUCUCUGGUGGGCGUCAGGGACAUUCCAAUCCUCCCACCACCCGCGCGGAUGUGGCGGGGGAGGGGACGACUGCUCUCCCAUUCCAGCACCCGGCUUUGAGUAAAUUUCUUCUCCAUCUCUAGUGACCUGAGUUCCCCCCGAGAGGAAACUAAGGAUUGAAGAGUGGGCUGAAGGUUGUUUGUUUACAACGCGCCUGUUGGUGGAGCCGCAUCCCUAACGAGAGGCACUUUCUGGGCACCCUCUGCGCUCCAGCAGACAACUGAAAGCCAAACAACCCAGAUGCCUCCUCGCCAGACCAAAUAUGGUCACAAGCAGCCUCCUGUAUGAAGGCUGGCCUUGGUGUCUCCGCGUGCAGGGGCGCACCCGGUCCCGCCCUCGGGCAGAACCCUGGAUUAAUGCGGCGCUCCCGUCGCUCCCGGCCUCAGCACCGGGCGCGAAGGGAGGGCGCGGCGCCAAGGACCCGCCCUUCCUCCGCCAGGGCCCCUCACCCGCGAGCCCUCCGCCGCCCCAGGCCUUGGUUUCGGUCCACAAGCCCUUGAUUAAACAGGCCCAGGUCACUUUCCCUUUGAUCCGACCCAAGUCCGCGGUAAACUCAAAGGAAUGCACUUCCAGAGCUCCGCGGGAGAGGUCCGCGCGACCAAGAGUGGGUGGGGGGCAACAUUCUCCACUUAGCCUGCAAAGUACCCAUCACACCCAAGGUUUCCUGGAGCUGGAGUGAGGGUGGAAGGAGGAGGAGGAGGAGUAGGAAGGAGUAGGAAGGAGGAGGAGGAGGAGAAGGAGGAGGAGGGACAAGCGGGGGCAGGCAGGCUCAGGACUUGCAAUCAUGCAUAAUUCAACAGCUCAACUUUCGGGCCCGCCUCUUUCCUGGGAGUGGGAGUUUGCUCCAAACUUUGUUUAUGGGACAGUCGGAGAGCCGCGGCGGCCGCGCUGUCUGCUUCUCCUCCUCUUUCAAGAGCGCGAAGGCCUGAGACCAGAUUGGGGGAUGUGAAAGCCGAAGCUCCUCGACUGCCAGGUACCGAGGCCGGUCGGGAUUUGCCAACCGGGCUCCGGCUCCAAUCCUGCAAGAUCGGGACGCACCCCGAACGACCCAGGCCCGACGGCUGCCCCGCACGCCCAGACUUGGCUUCGCUGCGCGCCCAGAAGAUGAAUCCGGCCUCAGCGCCCCAUCCGCUCCCACCGCCCGGGCAGCAAGUGAUCCAUGUCACGCCGGACCUAGACACGGACCUCGAAGCCCUCUUCAACUCGGUCAUGAACCCCAAGCCCAGCUCGUGGCGGAAGAAGAUCCUGCCCGAAUCGUUCUUCAAAGAGCCUGACUCCGGCUCGCACUCGCGCCAGUCCAGCACCGACUCUAGCGCCGCGCAGCAGCACGCGCACCUCCGCCAGCAAUCCUACGACGUGACUGACGAGUUGCCGCUCCCCCCGGGCUGGGAGAUGACCUUCACGACCACUGGCCAGAGAUACUUCCUCAAUCACAUAGAAAAAAUCACCACAUGGCAAGACCCUAGGAAGUUGAUGAAUCAGCCCCUGAAUCAUAUGAGUCUCCACCCUGCCACCACUUCCACACCAGUGCCCCAGAGGCCCAUGGCCGUGUCCCAGCCGAAUCUCGUGAUGAGUCACCAGCACCAGCAGCAAAUGGCACCCAGUACCCUGAGCCAGCAGAACCACCCUACUCAGAACCCAGCAGCUGGGCUCCUGAGUAUGCCCAACGCGCUGACCACUCAGCAGCAGCAGCAGCAGAAACUCCGGCUUCAAAGGAUCCAGAUGGAGAGAGAGAGGAUUCGAAUGCGUCAAGAGGAGCUCAUGAGGCAGGAAGCUGCCCUCUGUAGACAGCUCCCCAUGGAAGCCGAGACUCUGGCCACGGUUCAGGCUGCUGUUAACCCCCCCACCAUGACUCCAGACAUGAGAUCCAUCACUAAUAAUAGCUCAGAUCCUUUCCUCAAUGGAGGGCCAUAUCAUUCGAGGGAGCAGAGCACCGACAGCGGCCUGGGGCUAGGGUGCUACAGUGUCCCCACCACCCCGGAGGACUUCCUCAGCAACGUGGAUGAGAUGGACACAGGGGAGAACGCAGGGCAGACACCCAUGAACAUCAAUCCUCAGCAGACUCGUUUCCCUGAUUUUCUGGACUGUCUCCUGGGAACCAAUGUGGACCUUGGAACUCUGGAAUCUGAAGAUCUGAUCCCCCUCUUCAAUGAUGUAGAGUCUGCUCUGAACAAAAGCGAGCCCUUUCUGACCUGGCUGUAGUCAGUAUAUUGUAACCUGUGUGCAGCCAUGACCUGACAUUUCCUGGGCCUCUUGGGAAAAGCGAUGGAGCAGAGCAAGUCUGCAGGUGAACCGCUUUCUGCCCCCAUGACUCAUGCUCCCUCCUUUCCAUGUGGCCAGUUUAAUCAUUGCCUGGAUUUGAUUGAUAGUAAACUAAGUUAAACAUAAAUAAAUAUUCUAUUUUCGUUUUCUGCAAGCCUGCAUUCCUGUGGUGGGUUAUGCAGAAUUGCGUUCCUGUUUUUCUCUCUGUAGCCCCAUGACUAAGCUUUAUGGGUGUUAAUUGAAAUUUUUACAUCAAUUGAUUAUAAACCAUAAAAAGUUGACCACAGGCAGUGAUUUCUGACAGGUGGCUCGGUCCAGGAAAUGUAUACAAAAUCAGACCUGAUUUACAGUUUUAAAGCUAUUGAUGACAAUAGUACCAAAUGCUUUAAAUAUUUACCUGAACUUUAAAAAUCAUCAUAUAAAUAGUAAAAUUUUGCUGUAUGGAAUACCGUGUAGUGCUGAAUCCAUCCUGGUUCUGAUGAUUCUUAUUACUCUGUAUUUACAAAGUCACACACAGUCCUCUUGUAGUUUAUGCUCCAUCAUUUUGGGCAUAGCAUCUGCAUAGCUAGUCCUUCCAGUGGGAGAGUGGCGGCAGCAUGCCAUAGUCCCUAUGCUGCGGAUCUUAUGAAUGACACCCGUUUGCUACUAAUUAUGAGCAUUUAUUAAACAAAACAUUUAAAAUUACAAGUUAUAUUUUUUAAAAAUUACUGCUUAGAAAUUGAUGUUUAUUUUAUGAAGCACUAUAUUUUGUAGCUGAUGACAAAGGGCAGGCAAAUAUUUUUGAUGAAUCAGUGGCAACUGCAUUUUUGUCUUUUGAAAUUGUUCUGAAAACAUCAGGACACAUAGCUUUCAGUCCAAUGGCACACACAGCAAGCUGUUGCUUUUUAAAUUCUGAAGCCUUGUCAGUUUUGCUUUUAAGAUUUCAAGUUUUAAAAUAGUCUUAUCUAUGAAACUGUUUGAAGGAUGAAGCAGAUCUCUGACUGACAUUUAAAAAUAUGUCCUCUAGAUGGUGUGUGGUGGAGGCAUAUGUUUCUGAAUUCAGUAAAAGUGAUUCCUAAGUAUAUUAUCCUAAUCCUUUUGUUACAGUUGGUAUAAAAAGGCAUGAAAUAUGUACUCAAUACCUCUUAUGUAACCAAAAAAUGUUUUUUUUAUUAGCUUUUAAGGACUGAGAGAGUGCAUCGGGUUCACCUGGCAUGCACUCUGUCUGCCAAUGAAGUCCUCAACUGUUUAGUGUUUUCAACUGACGUUAUUUAUAAUAUAUGAAUUUAGUAUCUUUUUUAAAAGACAAUAAUUGAGGUCUCUGGGAGGAACCUUUCAAUUCCCAAGGGGACUUAUUCAUUUGGGAUCGUAAAUGAGAUCCUUUUGAUCUAUCAGAAUAUAGAUGGGCAGAGUACCUUUUAUCUUGUUGGAAAGAAGGCACGUGGAAAGGUCAGAGAUUAAGUAGUAAAGUUAUGGAAUAUAGUGGAAAGGAUACCAGUUGUGAAAUGAAAAUAGACAAGCUAUAGUACCCCAAAAGCAAGACAGGCAGAAGGUAUGAGCAGUGCACUCCCAAAACAAAACAACAAUUUUCGACUACAAACUUUAUACCAAAAGACUGUUGUAGAAGAAAAGAAGGCUUUCGUGCACUUUAUGUGGUGGGGGAGGGGCAGGGAUGGAGCCCUGUUCAUGCUGAUGCUGAGCAGCAGGUGGACAGGGCAUGAGCCUGCUGUGCUUCCCACACAACGCAGCGAUUUCUUUUUCCUGAAGGACCCGUGAUUUAAGUUCCUUUUGUUUCUUCUCUCUCCAAGUCUCCGAGAGAGAUGGGGGUGAUGUUUAUGUUGCUACUAAAUUGAAGGAAGCACUAUUUCUUUUUCUCUUGUGUUAGCAAUAAUUGCAAAAAGAGUUGUACAUUCUAAGAAAGAAAAAAACAAAAACAAAAAAAAAAAACAAGGGACCUAACAAAACUGAGCAGUGUUACUGUAUUUUUAAAAAAUAUUUUUAUAGACUCAUUUUCAGGUUAUUAAGUGUAAAAGAAACAGAUACCCCUCUUUUUUUCCUAAAGUAGUUAAAACAUCGAUGAUUUGUAUUAUCAAUUUUUAGAAAUAAUUUCCUAAUAAGCUUGUGGCAUUAGAAAAUACUAGAAUUUUUUAAGUGAAAUUAGUUGAAACAUUUGUUAAUGAACAUAACAAACAUUUUUUUCAGAAUUAAACAUGGACUCUGACUAUGUGCUUACUAAUAGAUAAAGCCAGAUAUAAUUUUUUGUGUUUGUUUUUAAGGCCAUAAAAUAUGGCUUUUGUUAAAGAACACUAAAGCUAGAAAUCUAUGUAAGAACAGCUUUUUAAAGGCUACUUCCUAUUAUUAUGAGUGUUAAAACCCCUGCAGAAUCAUGAUAAGGUGCUAUUUAUACUGUUUUUCUUAUUAGAAAACAACCACCAGGAUAUCUAGUCUUUUUAGUUCUACAUCCAUCAACUUCAACAUUUCAUUCAGUAGUUUUGCCAUAGAAAAGGCAUAUUAAAAUUGAAAUAGGAAAGUAAUUUCAUGUAUCUUUCUUUCUAGGUCCCCCCCCCCCCCCCCCCCCCCCCACACCCCCAAACACAUUUUCUUGAAGUAAAUACAUUGUUAAAACCUAUUUGCAACUCCAUUCAAUCUAAGUAAUUCUUAGUGUUUCACCUUAGUAUUAGGAUGUGAAAUGCCAUCUCUUUCACUGAUUACACAGUCUACCAGAAGCACGUAAAACAGGAAAAAAAGACAGUAUGCCAAGGGGCUAUUCCCAGUUUGGCAGAAAAGCUCUCAGUAGAGGAAGGUGAUCUGAGUGAUAGGAGUAUAGGAGUGUUGCUAAUUACGAGUUGUUUUCUCAUGAUAUAAUUAGGAAGUAACUUCUGAAAGUACAACUUCUAUGAAAAAAAGAAAUUAUAGAUUAGUUUAAUUGGGAAAAUGGACCAUUGACAGAGACUGUUUCCCUAACACACUACAUCAUUUCUGUGCUAGUACUUUAACUUUUUACAAACUUUACUUCUACAUUUUAUAAUGUGUUUAAUUUUAAUUUAGAAUGCUAUGUGUACAGAGAGUAUGCAGCCAAAUCAGGCAGAUCAAACCAUUUUUUUGGUACUAGUUUUUACUUCUCUGAUUCUGUAAAAGAAAAAUAAAUACAAUUGAGUUUCCAUA
Molecule: messenger RNA, 5809 nt
Organism: Myotis brandtii (Brandt's bat)
Lineage: Eukaryota; Metazoa; Chordata; Mammalia; Chiroptera; Vespertilionidae
Gene: WWTR1
Product: WW domain containing transcription regulator 1
Exons: 8
Coding region: 1508-2605 (365 amino acids)
Biological process (GO): positive regulation of transcription by RNA polymerase II; hippo signaling
Cellular component (GO): cytoplasm; nucleus
Molecular function (GO): protein binding; transcription corepressor activity; transcription coactivator activity
Source: RefSeq, a predicted model, not a curated record